GUACGACCGGCCUGUGCGUUACUGAGUUUAUCAAAGGGCUGCAGGAGCUGUGGAGAGCCGGUGAGGCCUGCGGAUCUGAAGCCGCGGUGUCGGUUCGGCUGCGGCGCCUGAUGACAGUGCGUCCUUACGCGGUCACACGCUGAUGUUUCAAUCGAUUACCUUGACAAUGGCAAUAACAAGAUGGCAAUCCAGCAGGCUGACAAACUGCUGAAGAAGCACAAAGAUCUUCACUGUGCAAAGGUCUUGAAGGCGAUCGGUCUGCAGCGCACAGGAAAACAGGAUGAAGCCUUCACACUCGCACAGGAAGUGGCCGUUCUCGAACCCACAGACGACAACUCUCUGCAGGCCCUGACCAUCCUCUACAGAGAAAUGCACCGGCCCGAGUUAGUGUCCAAGCUUUAUGAAGCUGCAGUCCGGAAAGUUCCAGCGAGUGAGGAGUACCACUCUCACCUCUUCAUGGCUUACGCCCGGGUCGGAGAGUACAAGAAAAUGCAGCAGGCUGGAAUGGCACUGUAUAAAAUUAUCCCCAAAAACCCAUAUUACUUCUGGUCGGUUAUGAGCUUGGUGAUGCAGGCCAUCUCCGCACGAGACGAGAAGCUCUCUCAGACCAUGUUCCUGCCGCUGGCUGAGCGUAUGGUGGAAAAAAUGGUAAAGGAGGAGAAAAUAGAGGCAGAAGCUGAGGUCCAGCUGUAUUUCAUGAUCUUGGAGCGUUUGGGGAAAUAUGUGGAGGCACUGGAGGUGGUUCAGGGGCCACUUGGAGAGAAGCUGACCAGUGAACUGCAGAGCCGUGAGAACAAAUGCAUGAUGAUGUACCGCCGUCUGGAGCGCUGGGCCGAGUGCAAUGCGCUGUCCUGCAAGCUGCUUCUGAAAAACCCUGAUGACUGGCAGUUCUACUUAUUGUACUUUGACUCUUUGUUCCACCUCAUUGAUCAGAGCUGGACGCCUCCACAUGAAGGAGCUCAUACUGCAGAAGGGGAGGUGCAUGCCUCCAUAUCCCAGGCCCUCAGCUUCAUGGAGGACCGAAUAGCCACAGAAGAAGCAAAGGAGUCCAAGCAUCUGAGAGGGCCGUACCUGGCCCGUCUGGAGCUCAUCAGACGGCUCCGGGAGCGCAGCUGUCCUGAAGCACAGCAGCUAGGUGAACCUCUUGAACUCAUGUUCCAGUUCUUUGUCAAGUUUGGAGACAAGCCAUGUUGCAUCACCGACUUGAAGAUCUUUCUGGAUCUUCUCGCACCUGACCAACAUGUGCAGUUCAUCAACAGGCUGAUGGAGGCCGUGCCUCUGUGCGCUCCAGGAGAGGAUGGUGUUGCUCUUCCAGGAGACACUCGGGCUCUUCAGAGACAUCUGUGUGUGACCCAGCUGAGCCGCAGUCUGGGUCAGCAGCACGCGCUCAACACCGAGGGCAAACUGAGCCUCAUCAAACAACUGAAGGCACAUUACCAGCACGGCUUACAGUUCGGGACGUCCUGUUUAAAAACAGAGCUACAGUUCUCUGAUAUGUACUGUCUCAUGGCGGCUCAUGUGUUUAUAGACCUGUGGCUGGAGACGGGUGAUCAGAACAUGUUGUGGCAGUGUCUGGGGCUGUUAGAGGAAGGUCUCUCCCACAGUUCCUCUAAUGCUCAGUUCAAACUGCUGCUUUUGCUUCUGUACUGUCGUCUGGGGGCUUUUGAGCCGGUGGUAGAUCUUUACUCCAGUCUCGACGCCAAACACGUCCAGCACGACACCAUAGGGUAUUUAUUGACCCGCUAUGCAGAGUCUUUGGGCCAGUUUGCUGCUGCUUCCCAGUCUUGUAACUUCUCCCUCAGGUUUUUUCACUCGAACCAGAAAGAUACCUCAGAAUACAUCAUUCAAGCAUACAAGUACGGUGCUUUUGAGAAAAUCCCUGAGUUCAUCGCCUUCAGGAACAGACUCAAUCACUCGCUGCACUUUGCCCAGGUGCGCACGGAGAGGAUGCUGCUGGACCUCUUCCUGGAAGCCGACAUAUCGUCGUCUCUAGAAGAGAGUGUAAAAUCGAUGUGUCUCUGUCCGGAAGAGGAUGACAUCCCGUGGGACAGUUUAAGGGACAACCGUGACCUGACUGUCCUCGUCAGCUGGGACCCUAAGGACCGGCACCUGAACGAGGAGCACAAGCAGCGCUCUCUAGAGGAAGACACCCUGUGGCUGAGGUUGAGGUCGCUCACGCUGCGUCUGAUUGGCUGCGUCUCUGCGCUCGCUCAUCCGCCGGCAUCACGCAACUCUGAGAAGACGACUGAAAACGGAGUAGCGGCCAAACCGUCUUCUCUACAGUCGCUGCUCUCACAGCUAGAAAACACACUAAACCAGGCCACGCAGUUCACAGAAAAACAACCGCAGCAUCAGUACCCGUUUGUGGGUCCCGUGGCUUCUCGUCUGGCUCAGGCUCUGUCCAGCGGAUGCUGUCAGUGUCAGCUCUCCUCUCUACAGAUCCCUCUGCACCUCCAGGAGCUCGAGGCCACCGGCCUGGAUGAAUCAGCAGAGCUUCAGACACAGAUUUCUAAUCUUUUCAAAUCUUUAGCAGUACAACUUCAAGACAUGUUGGAAAAAUGUAAAGGAGAUUUAUUAGAAGUCAAAGACAGUCAAAGCAAGCCGCAACCAUUUUUACUGGAGAAUCACGUCUACUUAGUUGAAACUGUUUGCAUCGUCUUAUGGGUGUCUAAUUACUGUGGAAGUGUCCUCCGACCCUUGAAGUCCAGUUUACAGAAGAAGAAGAAGAAGAAAAAAGAAGCCAGCACUGUAACGCCUCCGGUGCUCUCGGCCUAUCAGGAGUUCAGCAGCAGCUUGCAGAGUCUCCUCAAUCAGGCGCUGGAGCACAUCAAGAGCCAAGAGAUCAGCCUGACGGCGCUGAAGCUGGGAGCCCUCAGUCUGGAGGCACAAACCCUGUCUGAGGCGGAAGCGACCUUCACACAGACAGCCAUGGAAAAGGUUCAGAGCAGCUACCUGCGCUCGCUGCAGGAGAUCGGGGAACUGUUGAAGAAGAGAGCGGACACGUUAAAAUCCCUCAAAAUAUGAGCGCUCCUUCGAUCCGGUCCUCGGCCCCUAACGCAUCCUCUCGUCUCAGUCUGUGAACUCUGCUGGUCUCGUCUCCUUUUCCUAUUUAUCUGUCUCAUUACAACAGCUUCAGCACAGACAUCAACGGUGCUCUGCACAGCACUUUUAAGUGGAAACGUAACCUUCAUGUCCCUAGCCAAAACUACAUAGGCAAAUGAAAAUAAGCAAUUUUAGAAGUUCUGCUAUAAAUUAUUGUACAUAGUGUGAAGAGAGAGAAUAUCAACGAGAACUCCUUGGCAAAUUAAAGUGACCUACUUUUGUCUUUU
This is a messenger RNA of Carassius carassius (crucian carp), 3329 nucleotides long. It is a transcript of the gene naa25, whose product is annotated as N-alpha-acetyltransferase 25, NatB auxiliary subunit. Bases 181 to 3024 code for a protein of 947 amino acids. Gene Ontology annotation, cellular component: cytoplasm; NatB complex. Gene Ontology annotation, biological process: N-terminal peptidyl-methionine acetylation. NCBI's taxonomy places the organism in Eukaryota, Metazoa, Chordata, Actinopteri, Cypriniformes, Cyprinidae. Gene Ontology annotation, molecular function: protein-N-terminal amino-acid acetyltransferase activity; protein binding. The transcript is spliced from 24 exons. The record is from RefSeq and is a predicted model, not a curated record.